This is a messenger RNA of Talaromyces proteolyticus, 2403 nucleotides long. RefSeq lists its product as uncharacterized. Bases 49 to 2154 code for a protein of 701 amino acids. Lineage: Eukaryota; Fungi; Ascomycota; Eurotiomycetes; Eurotiales; Trichocomaceae. The record is from RefSeq and is a predicted model, not a curated record. The transcript has a single exon.
CAUUCAUUCUUGGUCAAAAUCCAAAUACACCCUGACCUUGCGUAUGGAAUGAUCCCUUGUUCUCUUUCACUACUUGAUAAGUGCCAAAUCCGAGCUCAGCUGCCGCAAAAAAUGACCAAGAAAGCACCGUACGUCGAAGAGUGUGCUGAUGACGAUGCUCAUGAUGUCGGAAAUAUUGAUGCAAAAUUUACUACCCAACUGGCCCGAAAGAGCGCUAAUUUUGCAUCAAAUCCACUUAGGACUAUCCAUCAUACGACUUCAAGCAAUCAAACACAUCACACCAAGCAACCUAAGAUAUCUCGCAAUAGACAUGGCUCUUCCUCUAAUGGGAAGGUACCAGUUCUAGUGAAUAUUGAUAUAAAAGGCUACAAAGCUGGAGGCGAAAGAAACGGAAAUAGAAAUGGCUUUCAGAAAACAAAUAAGAAAACAAGGAAUUACAAACUGGAAGACGACAGAAAACCCAAGCAUCAUGCGCUGACAGUCGAGAAGCCUGCAUCGGAGAUGAAGGUCCCAGACACGAAGACAAGUCAUGCAAAACCCAAAACACUCCACGUCCAUCAAACCUCAGUCCAUUCAGAAAUAUCUAGCCGUGGAAAAUACCACGAGGAUAAGGACUACCCUACGCAGUUUGUACAACACAGCGGAAAUCAUUCACACAUCGACAGCUCUCCUACACAAUCGCAGCAGCCGCUAUUUUCGCCUUUAGCAGCUAAUGGUAGCUGUAAUUACCAAAGCUAUCCAGAAAUACCCCCUUCAAACCCGAGUCGAGGAUUCGCUUUGAGUGCUCCUAACAACGUGGCUAUUGGCGACAGGAAUAUCGAGUCAUCAUCAAGAAAUUGGGUAGCAGCUGAUGAAAAUCCCGCUCUUCUGAAUUUUAACCAUCAGCUGCAUGGUGACUCUCGCUCAUCCUAUGCAUCUCAUGGUUGGGACUAUCCCGAUAAUAGAUACUAUUAUGAAAGACUUAAUCAUCCAAGUUCUCUUGAAGUCUCUACUACUGUCGGCUUGCCGUUAUACUCUACACAACAUCAUGCGCAGUAUCCAAAUACCCCCCAAAUUUGGCCUAAUUAUACAUAUAUGCAGCAAACGCAAUACACUAAUCCUGUGCCACAUGCAGUUGAUGAGUCAACCCUUGCACCAAUAUCGCAUUCAGUAGCUCACGAAUAUCCCAUUCCACCUGCCGACAACGGAUACAGAAACACAUGGCAACAGUCUUACGGGCUUGGAAGACAGUUGCAUCCGUAUUAUCCUGGCCAGAACCCAUAUUAUAUGCCAUCUCGAAUAACAAAUUUCUCAAGAUACUUCCAAGCAGCUGAAAAGCAUGGCGAGAAACAUGACGAAAUUGGGGGACGCCCUCAACAUCCGCAACACAGACGUUCUCAGUCCAAUGUAUCACCCAUUUCUGGAAAAAUAUCUUCUAGUAAGACGGCAAGGCAGGUGGAUUCAGUCAGGGCAGGGAAAUCCGAACUGAAGGCUAAGCCUCACGUUUUGAUUAAACAAGGUUCCCCCAGCUUUUCGAGAACUGAUGUUCAUGUACCCAAGAGAGUUGUGCAGGAGCAUAAACGCAGACCAGAACCUGCUAAAAUCAAACCUAAGGAUAAAGAUUGGUACGGUAAUGAUGAUCAGGGGAAGGUGGCUGAUACUCAUAACCUAGACUAUAAUCCCCAGAGAGACGUCAUUCCUCGAAAGCCGAGACACCAAUAUUCUGGUUUGGAUAAAAUUAAAGGUGGAAAAGAAGAAGUACUCCAAAGUGUCUCUGCAAAGCCCCAACCUCUCACAGUUGACGCGUUGGACGAAUUGAAUAGAACUCAUGGUGAUGAGACCGAUAUCAAAGGCCAGGACGUAUGCCGUGCAAAUAGCAGUUUAAGCGACAAGUUACAAGCGGAGAAGGACACUUUCGAUCAACGAAAUGAUAUGGCGGGAAAGCUCUCAGAAGGUUUUUAUACGGCAAGUUCGCAAAACUCCUCAUCGUCCAUCGUCAACAAAAGCAUAAGUGCUCAAACAACAGAAACUUAUCAGCAAAUAGAAUUGAGCAUUAAAUCUGCAUCUUUAAUCGAUUCUAGCGACGAUUCUCCGUGCUCAACUUCUGACAAGGCUAAAGAUGUUCCUAUAGGCCAGUGGGAGGAUAUUCUUCUGUUGACAUCGGAGUCUUUGUAGGUAGUAUAUGGAAGCUAAUCAGUCACUCCGGUAAGUACCACUAGACUCGGAUGUCAAAUUAGUUUGGAAACUAGUCUGGGGAUUAUACACUAACGACAGGAUGAGACUUGACAGGAACUUUCUUUUUUCAGAUAUUGGUACACUCAUAUAACAAUAGUUUGAAUAUAGUAUUACGAUUUUCUUCCCCAAGGACGCUAACGGAAUGGGUAGAAGGAUAUUUAUGUCCCCUCUUGUAUCAGAGGUAUAGCA